Molecule: messenger RNA, 2046 nt
Organism: Darwinula stevensoni
Lineage: Eukaryota; Metazoa; Arthropoda; Ostracoda; Podocopida; Darwinulidae
Source: the annotation of a GenBank genome assembly
AUGCUGCAUCCAUUGCGACAAAUGAGUAUAGAUUCUCUUUUGGUGGCCAACCGUGGUGAAAUUGCAUGUCGAGUCAUCAGGACUGCAAGAAGGUUGGGAAUCAGGACUGUUGCUGUCUACAGUGAUGUUGAUAAGUAUUCUCUGCAUGUGAAGAUGUCAGAUGAAGCCCAUCUCCUUGGACCUGCUCCAUCCAUUAAAAGCUACUUAAAUCAAAAGAAGAUCUUAGACAUUGCAAAGACAUCAAGAUGUAUUGCCAUUCAUCCUGGGUAUGGGUUUCUCUCAGAGAAUGCUGAAUUUGCAGAAGCUUGUGCUAAGGAGAAUGUCAUUUUUGUGGGGCCAUCUGCUUCAGCCAUUAGAGACAUGGGAGUAAAAAGCAAAGCCAAAAGCAUCAUGGAAGCAGCAGGUGUACCUGUUGUACCUGGGUACCAUGGAGAUGACCAGGCAUAUGACCAUCUUUUAAGGGAAGCUGAGUGCAUUGGCUUUCCCAUUAUGAUCAAAGCUGUUUCUGGUGGAGGAGGUAAAGGAAUGCGUAUUGCUCUCACUCAGAGUGGUUUUAAAGAAGCCCUGGAAUCAGCCAAAAGGGAAUCUCUGCAGGCAUUUGGAGAUGAUCGUGUUCUGUUGGAAAAAUACAUCCUAAACCCUCGCCAUGUGGAAGUGCAAGUGUUUGGAGACAAGUAUGGGAAUGUGUUGUACCUGAUGGAAAGAGAUUGUUCUGUUCAAAGGAGGCAUCAAAAAAUCAUUGAGGAAGCACCUGCCCCUGGAAUAAAUGAAGUGACUCGUAAGCACCUGGGUGAAGCAGCUGUGAGGGCAGCCUCAGCUGUCAAUUAUGUUGGUGCUGGGACUGUUGAAUUCGUCUAUCAGGAGGAGAGUGGGCAAUUCUAUUUUAUGGAAAUGAAUACCAGGCUCCAAGUAGAGCAUCCUGUUACUGAAAUGAUCACUGGCACAGAUCUUGUGGAGUGGCAAUUGCGGGUUGCAGGAGGCGAGCCACUUCCUCUGUCACAGGAUGACAUUUCAUACAAAGGCCAUGCGUUUGAAGCUCGUAUCUAUGCUGAGGACCCUAGUAAUAAUUUUUUACCUGGUGCUGGAAAGCUAUUUUACCUCAGGACUCCAAUUCCAGAUGAAAUAACUCGUGUUGAAACUGGCAUUGUGGAGGGUGAUGAAGUGUCUGUGUACUAUGAUCCUAUGAUUGCUAAAUUGGUUGUUUGGGGGCCAGAUAGAUCAUCAGCUCUGAGGAGACUUGCAAAGAAGCUUUCUGAGUAUCAUAUAUCUGGAUUAGCUACUAACAUCAGCUUCCUCUUGUCUUUGUGCAAUCAUCCAGAAUUUCAAGUAGGGAAAGUUGACACUGAUUUUAUACCCAGGAAUCACAAAGACCUUUUCUCUGUUUCAGAACCUUCAAGUGAAAUAAUAAUUCAGGCUUGUCUUUACAUAUUGAUGAAAGAAAGAUUUGCAGUCUUUGGACAAAUAGCCAAAAAUGAUCCAUUGAGUCCUUGGGAGAGUGGAUGUAAAUCUUUUCGAGUGUCUCAUAUGAGUCAUAGGAAAAUUUAUUUACAUGAGCCAAGUUCUGACACAGAACAUGAUGUGAGUGUAUUUGAUAAUGGAGAUGGGACCUGUUCAAUGCACCUAAAAGGUAAUGUCUAUCCAGGUGUAAAUGGAGUGCUGCUGAAUGAGGGAGGGAAGACCUUAAUGAUCAGUUACAUCAAGGGAAUAGCAUAUCAUUCAUGGAUCCUCCCAAGUGAUAACCAGAUUCAUGUCAUUUCUCAUACGGGGAUCUUCCAAUUACAUCAGAGAGAGCCAAGGUUCAUCAAAGCUCAGUUGGAAGGUGAAGGAGCUGGUGAUGCCAUAGCACCCAUGCCUGGUGUCAUUCAAGAAGUUUGUGUGAAACCAGGUCAAGAAGUCUUACCUGGAGAUCCCCUGGUUAUUAUGAUUGCCAUGAAGAUGGAGUAUGUAAUCAAGGCUCCUUGUCAUGCCAAAGUUGAGAAAGUGUUUUUCAAACCAGGUGAUAGUGUUGCAAAAAAUGUAGAGCUUGUGCACCUAGACAGACAAUGA